Molecule: messenger RNA, 2198 nt
Organism: Malania oleifera
Lineage: Eukaryota; Viridiplantae; Streptophyta; Magnoliopsida; Santalales; Ximeniaceae
Product: allantoate deiminase 2
Exons: 13
Coding region: 99-1676 (525 amino acids)
Molecular function (GO): hydrolase activity, acting on carbon-nitrogen (but not peptide) bonds, in linear amidines
Source: RefSeq, a predicted model, not a curated record
UGAAACGCACAUGAGCAGAUGAGGCGGACGGCACUGGCUGGGUGCUGUGCUCGUCACUUCCGUGGCUGCCUUUGUUCUUGCUUUCAAGCGCGGCAGCCAUGGUGAUUUCUGUUAGAAAGCCUCAUUUCCCUGUAAAUAAAAGCUUCAAGUUUCAUAAAAUCAACACUACACCGGUUGUUUCGAUAGUUUCGGUGCUUUUUCUGGCAUCAACUCUUGCUUUCGGUUUCAUAUUUUCUGAUUAUUCAUUCAAAUAUGUCAACAUCAAUAGGUUCAAGAAGUUCUCCAUCCCCAUGUUUGGGAGCUUGGAGUUUGCAGAUUUGGAGGGUGAAGAUGCUGAAGGCAGCAGUAAUGAUUUAUAUCCAGAGAUUCUGAGGGAUGAGGCAGUGGCAAGACUUAAUGAGCUUGGAAAGAUAAGUGAUGCUGAUGGUUAUCUUGAGAGAACAUUCUUGAGUCAAGGUUCUAUAAGGGCAGGAAAUAUCAUUCGCAGUUGGAUGGAGGAUGCCGGUUUGACAACUUGGGUGGACCAAUUGGGCAAUGUACAUGGACGAACUGAGGGAAUGGAUGCAAGUGCUGAAGCUCUGUUAAUUGGCUCUCAUUUGGAUACUGUUGUUGAUGCUGGAAUUUUCGAUGGAUCAUUAGGUAUAAUUUCUGCAUUAUCUGCAUUGAAAAUUUUAAAAAUUGAAGGGAAGCUGAGAAAACUGAGGCGGCCAAUUGAGGUGAUUGCGUUUAGUGAUGAGGAGGGAGUUAGAUUCCAGUCUACUUUUUUAGGAAGUGCAGCCAUAGCCGGGAUUUUACCAGCAUCAGCUUUACAGAUGACUGAUAAAAGUGGUGUGACAGUGCAAGAUGUUAUAAAGGAGACUUCUAUAGAAAUUACUGAUGAAAACUUGUUGCAGAUCAAAUAUGACCCAAAGUCUGUAUGGGGUUAUGUAGAGGUUCACAUUGAGCAAGGGCCUGUGCUUGAAUCAAUUGGGCUUCCUCUUGGUGUGGUGAAAGGCGUAGCUGGACAGACACGUCUAAAGCAGGUGACAGUGAGAGGUUCGCAAGGGCAUGCUGGAACAGUUCCAAUGUCUAUGCGCCAGGAUCCUAUGGCUGCUGCUGCUGAAUUAAUUGUAUUAUUGGAAAGUCUUUGCAAACGUCCAGAUGAUUUUCUUUCUUAUGAUGGUCAAUGCAGUGGCUUCUCAAUGGAAUCAUUUGCUGGAUCUCUUGUCUGUACUGUUGGUGAGAUAUCAUGUUGGCCAAGUGCAAGUAAUGUCAUUCCAGGCCAGGUAACCUUCACUGUUGAUUUACGUGCAAUGCAUGACAUGGGACGUGAGGCUGUUAUCUAUGAGUUGUCGAAACAGAUGUAUCAAAGAUGUGAGAGGCGUUCUGUCUCUUGCAUAAUUGAACAUAAGCACAGUGCUAAUGCAGUGGUUUGUGAUACUGAAUUGAGCUCAAGGCUGAACGCUGCCGUGAACACGACACUCGGAAAAAUGUCAGCUGAAGUUCAGGAGGAAGUGCCUGUUCUGAUGAGCGGAGCAGGACAUGAUGCAAUGGCCAUGUCUCAUCUAACAAAGGUUGGCAUGCUAUUUGUUCGCUGUCGUGGAGGCAUCAGUCACUCCCCUGAAGAGCAUGUAUUGAACGAUGAUAUUUGGGCUGCUGGUUUGGCAAUCUUGGCAUUUCUGGAGACCUUUGUCUAAACUAAAAGAUUUACAGACAAAAGCCUUUUUCUAGUUGUAGGAAACAGUUUUCAUUUUUCAUUUUCAGAUUUUUAAAUAAUUACAAAAAUGCAAUGCUUUUCAGUUUUCCAAGAUCUGUAAAACAAUAAUAAAAAAAUAAAAAAAAAAGUUUGUUCUGAAGAAUUUUCUUUUUUAAAAAAAUAUUCUAUAAUUUUGCUACAAAAUUUAGAAAAACUGAAAAACGAGGUAUUGUUUUUGUAAUUAUUUGAAAAAUUAAAAAUGAAAAAUAAAACUAUUUUCGAUAUACAGCUAGUUUGCCCUAUUGUAUAUCAAAUGAACUGUAAAUAUUAUUUUUGUCAAAACAAUACUGUCUCCAUUUAAAUAAUGGGUGUUUUUCCCUCUCUUAUUCUGCUCUCAAGAGGGUAGCAUCAUACUCUAAAUGUGUAUCAUAUUGGGGCUUUCUAUUUGGUUGCUAUGACUUCCACAGUGCUGAGGAUCACAGUACUCUCUUUUCUUUUUUAAUAUUUGGUUUAGGUUGCAUCA